AUGGAUUCCUGGACGUUUCAAACCAUUCGUCGUGGUGACCCGCAAUACGAAGACGCACGAUGCGGUGCAGUCUGGAAUGGCAGAGUUCCAGAUCGAUACCCCCAACUGAUCACCUACCCUGAGAAUGAUGCCCAUGUCCAAGCCAUCGUGCAAUACGCAAAGGCAAAUAAAAUGAGCAUCGGAACCAAGUCAGGUGGUCAUUCCUGGACAGCCUCCUUUCUCCGAGAUGGUGGAAUCAUGGUCGAUCUUGCGAAAAUGAACAACUUCACAUUUGACGUGAAAACCCGUACUGCCGUUGCCCAACCUGCAGCGUAUGGCUCGGACCUCAAUGCGGCCCUCGUCCCGCAUAACCUCAUGUUUCCUGCUGGACAUUGCCCGACUGUCGGGCUGGGAGGUUUCCUGCUACAGGGUGGCUUCGGAUGGAACUCUCGCAAAUGGGGUGUCGCAUGCGAAAGCGUCACAGCGAUAGACGUGGUCACGGCAGAUGGCCACCUUAUUCACGCAAGCCCAACCCAGAACACUGAGUAUUAUUGGGCUAGUCGUGGUGCUGGGUGUGGCUACUUCGGUCUCAUUACGUGCUUCUAUCUUAAGCUCCAUACACUUCCUCAGGGAAUCAUGACCGCACGUUAUAUCUUCGAGACCUCCGACCUAGACGAUGUACUUGCUGCUAUCGACGCCGUAUCCGAGUCUGUUUCUCCGGAUCUUGAAAUCGGAUUCUUUGUUGCGCGUGAUCAGGAUGGUAUCAUCGGUCGGCCGACACUUGCAAUCACGGCAGAUGCGCUUUCCGACACGGAAGAAGAGGCCCGGGCUGCUUUGGAUUUAUUACACAAUCUACCUGUGAUGAAGAAAUCAAUCAAAUCAGCUCCCUUUGUUAGUUGCACGUUACGGGAAAUGCUCAAGCGAUUCGAUGAUAUUCUCGACAACCGCGGAAGACGAUAUGAGGCUAAUAACCUAUGGACGGAUCUACCUGUCACCGAUCUGCUCCCCAAUUUCCACAAGAUCAUCGAAGCGCUUCCUCCAGCACCUUCUCAUCUCUACAUGAUGUGGUGGCUCCCAAUUAAAGGUCGUCCUGAGAUGGCGUUCUCCAUGGAGGCGCGUCUUUAUGUCGCUCUCUACGCGAUUUCCACGGAUAUGGGGCAGGAUACUAAGAACUCUGGAUACGUAAUUUCUUCUUUGGAGAAGAUGGAGCACUUGAGAAAAGGUAUUCAACUCGCCGAUGAGAACCUACCGGGCCAUCCUGGAAAGUUCAUGCGCACCCAGAACUAUGUCAGGUUGGAGAAGUUGCGCCAGAAAUACGAUCCAGAGGGUCGAUUCUAUGGCUAUAUUCGAGUACCACCCGAGUUUGAAGCUGCGUUUUCUUCACUGUGA
Molecule: messenger RNA, 1368 nt
Organism: Penicillium antarcticum
Lineage: Eukaryota; Fungi; Ascomycota; Eurotiomycetes; Eurotiales; Aspergillaceae
Product: FAD-binding oxidoreductase
Exons: 1
Coding region: 1-1368 (455 amino acids)
Molecular function (GO): FAD binding
Source: RefSeq, a predicted model, not a curated record